AUGAAACUAUUCCAUUCCUUAUUACAAUUACUGUUAUUACUGUCAUUGAUUUACGCCGCUCCUGUGGAAUACCACAAGAAGGAAACUAUCGAUAAAAGAGGAGGUGAUAUCACCAUCACUGCCACCAUUAAUGGUGUCCAAGUCACUUGGUUGACUGAUAUUGGCGCUGCUGGCGGUAAUUACGCCCCUGCCCCUACUGCUGCUGCGAACACUCAAUCAACUUCCACCAGAACUCACUACGUCACUUCCACCGUCAAGCACAAGCACAAAAGAGACGUUACUCCUUCUGCUGAAGUUGAAGAUUUGAACAAGAGAGAUAUUACCAUUACUGCCACUAUCAAUGGUGUUCAAGUCACCUGGUUGACAAACCUUGGUGGGGUUGCUGCUCCUGCUGCUGCUGCUGCUACUACCACUCAUGCUGCUGCUGUUGCUGCUGCCGCCGUCACUACCACUCAUGCUGCUGCAAAGACUUCUGCCGCUGCUAUUGCCACCACCGCUGCAAGUAACAAACAAACAACAUUCUCUUCUUCUUCUUCAAGUGGCAUUUCUGGUGAUCUUUCCUCAUUCUCUAAUCCAAGCAAAGAAUUUACUGAUGGGACCAUCAAGUGUUCUGAUUUCCCAUCAGGUCAAGGGGUCAUUAGCGUUUCUUGGAUCGGCUACGGUGGUUGGACCUCGCUUCAGAACCAAGGCACUGGGGGAACUAAUCCUAGCUCUUGUACCGAUGGUGUUCUUUGUUCUUACGCUUGUCAAGCCGGUAUGUCCAAGACCCAAUGGCCAUCUUCUCAACCUUCUGAUGGGGAAUCUCGUGGCGGAUUGUUGUGUAAGAACGGGUACUUGUACAGAACUAACACUGCCAGCAACUACUUGUGUGAAUGGGGGAAAAACACCGCCAAAGCGGUUUCCAAAGUCAAUCAAGUGAUUUCUUUGUGUAGAACCGAUUAUCCAGGUUCCGAAAACAUGAAUAUUCCAACCAGAUUAGAAGCCGGGGGAUCCCAGCCAAUGAGUGUGGUUGAUGAGGACAGUUACUACCAAUGGGAAGGUAAGAAGACUUCGGCCCAAUAUUAUGUUAACAAUGCUGGUGUCGAUGUUGAAAAAGGUUGUGUCUGGGGUACUGCUGGGAGUGGGAUUGGUAAUUGGGCUCCAGUGGUUUUGGGUGCUGGUUACACUGGGGGAAAUACUUGGUUAAGUAUUAUUCCAAAUCCAAACAACAAAGUGGCUCCUAAUUAUUCCGUCAAAAUUACUGCUGAUGACAACAGUUCCAUUCUGGGUUCUUGCUCUUACGUUAAUGGGGUGUACUCUGGGGGUAGUGGAAGUGAUGGCUGUACUGUUAGUGUCACUAAAGGGUCUGCCAGUUUUGUGUUUUCUUAA
Molecule: messenger RNA, 1368 nt
Organism: Saccharomycopsis crataegensis
Lineage: Eukaryota; Fungi; Ascomycota; Saccharomycetes; Ascoideales; Saccharomycopsidaceae
Product: SUN domain-containing protein
Exons: 1
Coding region: 1-1368 (455 amino acids)
Biological process (GO): fungal-type cell wall organization
Cellular component (GO): fungal-type cell wall; cell surface
Source: RefSeq, a predicted model, not a curated record